This is a messenger RNA of Homarus americanus (American lobster), 1664 nucleotides long. RefSeq names its product phosphatidylinositol phosphatase PTPRQ-like. Gene Ontology annotation, molecular function: protein binding. The record is from RefSeq and is a predicted model, not a curated record. The transcript is spliced from 7 exons. NCBI's taxonomy places the organism in Eukaryota, Metazoa, Arthropoda, Malacostraca, Decapoda, Nephropidae. Bases 55 to 1506 code for a protein of 483 amino acids.
GGUUUCACCACCCCAGCUAGUCCAUCACAGCUGGCAGCGCCACACACCACCAACAUGCUGUGCUGGUCGAGGGUUUUGCUGCUGCUGUACGUCCUGCUUCUGGCUGCUGCCACCGAGGACAGUGGAGGAGCAGCAAUGAGUCACGCUGAAGAAGGGCCGCCCCUCAACGUGAUAGUGGAGGCAGUCUCAGGCACCGCCCUCAACAUGUCAUGGGACCCACCUGAUGAAGAACCUCAGUACUAUGAAGUCACUGAUGUUAGAGAUUCUUUUAACGAAUUGGCAUAUACCACCUACUGUUUAAUAGAUGAACUACAACCUUGUACAACAUAUUUUUAUACUGUAACGUCUGAUUACGGAAGUAUACAGUAUUCUUCUCCCCCUACGUCUGGCACAACAUUAGCUUCAGUACCGCCACCACCACUGAACUGUCACUUUGGCCACAUUACCACUAACUCGAUGUAUCUUACCUGGAGUGCGCCAGACACAGCGUGUCAUAUUAGAAACUACAAUAUCAGCUGGUCAUGGUCCAGUCUGUGGGAGGACGAGCACGACUCAGGUGAAACACUCAGUACCGUAACUCACACUUCUCUGAGUGACCUUCCUCCGUACGCCAACGUCACAGUUAAUAUUGCAGCAGCCACUGAUGCAGGUUUUGGUCCACCUCUAACAUGCUGGAGUGUUACACAACACGACAGAGGUGCCCCCCAGGAUGUGACGGUGACAGCAGUGUCAGAGAGCGCCCUAAGGGUAUCAUGGGACCCGCCAUCUGAAGAUCCCGACUAUUACAGUAUCGCUGUUGGUACUGCGCCGGGAGUACCAGUAUACACCACCUCUUACAUCUUGGAAGGACUGGAACCGUGUACAGAAUAUGAGAUUUCAGUAGCGUCUGAGUACGGGAAUGACGAGUAUAUGGCUACCCCUGUGAUGGGCAAAACACUGGAUUCAGUACCGCCACCACCACUGAACUGUGACUUUGACCGCAUUACCACAAACUCGAUGUAUCUUACCUGGAGUGCGCCAGACACAGGGUGUUAUAUUAGAAACUACAAUAUCAGCUGGUCAUGGUCCAGUCUGUGGGAGGACGAGCACGGCUCAGGUGAAACACUCAGUACCGGAACUCACACUUCUGUGUGGGACCUUCCUGCUUACGCCAUUGUCACAGUUAAUAUUGCAGCAGCCACUGAUUUAGGUUUUGGUCCACCUCUAACAUGCUGGAAUGUUACACAACAGGACAAGCCGGGGCCUCCUGUCAUCAAUAUCAUUGAAAUAAAUGGAAAUGUGGGCAUUGUCUUCUGGACACCCCCAGAAGAAGUUAAUGGAGUGAUAAUAUAUUAUGAGAUCCUCUUUGAGGGUGAGAGAGGCGAGAGUAUCAGCAAAAGUGUAGAUGGAACACACUUGAGUGGUACAGUGAGUGACUUACAAAAUGGAAAUUACGACGUCACUGUCAGAGCUGAAACUGCGGCAGGUUGGGGGGAAGAGUCUGUCGCCUGGAGUAUUGUUGUCUGAGAUGUUGAGGACGGCAGCCUCGUCACCAUGAGCCCCGACAGUAGGGUGCCCGAGGGAGUUAAGUGUAAUGUUAUGAAGACGCUGUAAAAACUCAUGCAGUGAGAAGUCAUAUGUUUUAACUAAUUUGAAUUGAAAAAUAAUAAAGGAUUCAUCUCAAA